AUGCACCCGAGCAGAGGCGCAGGUGGUAGCAUGAAGUCCGUACACAAACAAGCUGCAGCGUCGGCAAAUUCUCUUCCGAAUGCGAGGAGCAUUUCGAGGCCCCAGGAUGAGUCUGAGAGGAGAUUCAAGAUGUCCACCAUCUCGCCUCCCGGGACGCCUCUCGGACGCAACAAUGGGCUGAUCUCGCCGCAGGGUGGGAAGAAGCUAUCUGAGUUUACCUGGGAGCGUAACGAAUCCAAUCAGCAGAGAUACGAGCAGCAUACGAGGAGUCUCACAUACGCGGAGCGCGCUCGCUUUUGCUCCUACAUCAAGCUCCCAACGGAGCCCGAAACCGAAGGCGCUGCUCAGUGUCGGGCAAUGAAACCCGAGGAGACUCAGGAGAGCAGCGCGUCCUUGAAUUCACAGGACCCGGUGAAUACCGCCGAGACGAGUCCAAUGCUCGCGACCGCGGCCCUCAGAUGUGGAAUGGACAACGACGAGAGCGGGUUAACCGCGACUGGAAUGUUUGCACUACAAGAGGGCAAUCUCUUGAACAUGAACGGCAAGCUGUGGACACGACGGAAAGUGGAAGAAGUGCGUGCAAGUGCAACAGAGGAGAACGGUUAG
This is a messenger RNA of Rhodofomes roseus, 606 nucleotides long. RefSeq lists its product as uncharacterized. Bases 1 to 606 code for a protein of 201 amino acids. NCBI's taxonomy places the organism in Eukaryota, Fungi, Basidiomycota, Agaricomycetes, Polyporales, Fomitopsidaceae. The record is from RefSeq and is a predicted model, not a curated record. The transcript has 2 exons.